This is a messenger RNA of Diaporthe batatas, 2757 nucleotides long. Its product is annotated as ATP-dependent RNA helicase SUV3. Gene Ontology annotation, cellular component: mitochondrial degradosome. The record is from RefSeq and is a predicted model, not a curated record. Gene Ontology annotation, biological process: RNA catabolic process; mitochondrial RNA 3'-end processing. Lineage: Eukaryota; Fungi; Ascomycota; Sordariomycetes; Diaporthales; Diaporthaceae. The transcript has 2 exons. Bases 152 to 2560 code for a protein of 802 amino acids. Gene Ontology annotation, molecular function: RNA helicase activity; hydrolase activity, acting on acid anhydrides; ATP binding.
GGAGGACAAAGCCUCGGGGCCUAGACUUCACGUUGCUGUACUCUCAGCCUGGCGACCGCUGAGGCAUCAUUGACUUGCGCCGCGAGGUCGUCACUUUCCUUUUCUUUCUCCGGGAGCACUAUGUGUUCGCGGGUCUCCCCAGAACACGGUCAUGACGUCCCUCUGGAGAACCGCCCGGGCACUUGAACGAAGAUCGCCCGCCCUCCUCCCGUUGCUGUUUGCGGUCCCUCUCCCUGCGGCGAGACGAUGGCGGAGUGUCCCGUCAGGAAAGGGUGGAGAAAACCUGCGAAGUGGCUUUGCGAACCACUGGGAACAAAUCCAACACCUCCGCUCUGACCUCGAAUCACAACAAGACCGCGAUGCCUCCAACCCCGAUGCUCGCCGGCCUCGUCAGCGAGAAGAUAGGCCACGAUACGAUAGAUUCAGGCGACUGGUCAAUUCACGUUUUGAAUUUCUGGCGCGAUCGGGCGAUCUCCGAGACCUAAAGGGUCUUGGAAUAGAGUCCCCCAAAGAUGUGGAAAAGGAGGCGAAUCUCUUCCGAGCCGUGAUCAAGAAAUCUCUUGAUUUGGCCGCACACAAGGGACAGACUUCAAGACAGGAGAACCCAUUUUUCUGGAGCUGGCGAAACGCGUUCGUCACCGGCGAUAUCCAGGGUCUCCAGACUGAGAUCAAGUACUCUUUCACCAGUUUUCUGGUCAGGCAACACCUGUCAGGAGAGGCCCUCGCUGUUCACGAAAAAAUUGCCGAUAUGCGCUAUCCACACGAAUGGUUCCCGGCCACGAGGAGUAUGCAGCGAACGAUACAUCUGCACGUCGGUCCGACGAAUUCGGGAAAGACAUACCGCGCCUUGAAAGCGUUGGAAGAGGCCAAGACUGGUGUCUAUGCCGGGCCACUGCGACUCCUGGCUCAUGAGGUCUUCUCACGGUUCAAGGCAAAGGGCAAGCGCUGCGCGUUGAUCACCGGGGAGGAGCAGAGGAUCCCCGAGGGCGAUGAAAGCUACUUCGCAAGCUGUACGGUCGAGAUGACCCCCCUAAACCAGCGUGUUGACGUCGCCGUGAUCGAUGAGAUCCAGAUGAUUGGAGAUGAAUUUCGAGGGUGGGCUUGGACGCAGGCACUGCUUGGCGUCCAGGCCAAAGAGGUUCAUCUCUGUGGCGAAGAGCGGACUGUGCCUCUCAUCGAGGACAUAUGCGCCAAGCUUGGGGACGAGCUCAUUGUCCACCGAUAUAAGCGUCUCAGCGGCCUGCAGCCCAUGACAGAAAGUCUCAAGGGCAGUUUCAAAAACCUGCAGAAAGGCGACGCGGUCGUGUCCUUCUCGAGAGUCAAUCUGCACACACUCAAGGCGGGCAUCGAGAAGUCAACCGGGAAGAAGUGUGCUAUUGUCUACGGGUCCUUGCCCCCCGAAAGUAGAGCUCAGCAGGCUGCCCUGUUCAACGACCCCAACAAUGACUACGACUACCUGGCUGCAAGCGAUGCUAUUGGCAUGGGUCUCAAUUUGGAAAUCAAGCGGGUCGUCUUCGAGGCUGUCGCCAAGCACGACGGCAUCAAAGUUCGAACGCUGACAGUACCGGAGCUCAAGCAGAUUGGAGGUCGCGCAGGAAGAUACAGGACUGCAGCGCAGGCAGCUGAGGCCCCCGCUGCCACGCCGGCGUUGCCGGUAACAAGCGGGGAUUUUUCUUCUGAGCCAGAAGCACCUCCUCCGAAGAGGGGAGAACCAGGCCUCGUGACCACAUUGGAAGAUGACGAUCUCGAAGUCGUCCAUGGCUCCUUCGAAAAAGAAGCUGAGCCUCUGCAGACGGCGGGGAUUUUCCCACCCACCUUCCUCAUCGAGCGCUUUGCGUCCUUCUUUCCACCCGCAACACCGUUCUCCUUCAUACUCCUUCGUCUGCGCGAUAUCGCUCGGCUUUCGCCGCAUUUUCACAUGAGCAACUUCAGGGACAAUAUCGCCAUUUCCAACCACCUACAGUCCAUCCCGCUUAGCAUUCAAGACCGGUUGAUGUUCCUCACCUCGCCAGCAACGCUGAAGGAUCAUGGCAUGAAGGACAUACUGCGGGCCUUGGCGCGAUGUGUGGCGAACAACGAAAACGGCCACCUGCUUGACAUCAAAGAGAUGAACCUUGAGAUACUGGACUACAGCCGCGAUACCUACCCAGCAGGCAAAGUCGAAUACCUGAGACACCUGGAGGCCCUGCACAAAGGCCUGGUGCUGUACCUCUGGCUGAGUUACCGCUACGUCGGCAUCUUCCAGAGCCAGGCGCUUGCAUUCCACGUCAAGGCCCUGGUGGAGGAGAAGAUCGACGACUACCUGGCCAACCUCGACUACUCGCCCCAGCUCAGAAAGGUGCGGGUGCAGCAGAUACGGAAGGAGGCUGCCAAGAAGGCACGCCAGGCCAGAACUUUGCUGGACUAUGAAGAGGAGGACCGCCGGGGAAAGCGCGAGGUACAGCCCGAGGCACAACAGCAGACAGUCGGCGACUGGACACGGGAGGGCCAUGACGAGCCGCUUCUCAACGGCUUGGGCAAGGACGAGCAGAUCCCACCUACGCAUGGCCCUACCCCAUGAGCCUCGCCCUCCUCUCCUCGCUUGGUCGAAUUGGAGUCAGGAAACGGGUGCGCACCUAGGUACUUGCCCAUGUCUGUUACAUGUAUGUAUGUGCAAGACCUGAGUAGAUGGUCACCACUGAUAAGUGCUGGCGUGAGCCUGCAUUGUAUCAUAUACGUAUAUUUAGAUUUUGUAUAUGAGAAUCACAAUUCAUGAUA